AUGGGAGCUGCCGCUUCGAUUUUUAUCGCCGGAGCUCUGUGCAUGGCGUUAGCACCGACCUACGCUAUCCUCGUUACAGGACGUGUCAUUACAGGUGUUGGUGUCGGAUUCGGUCUUGCUCUACCUCCUCUGUUCAUCUCAGAAAUUUCUCCUCCCGGUCAGCGGGGCGGGCUGGUUUCUUUCGGGGAGCUUUUUAUCAACAUUGGCAUUGUAGUGGGCUUCUUGACCUCCUUUCUUCUUUCCGGGCUGCCCGUGGAUACAGCCUGGAGGUGGAUGUUGGGGCUGGGAGCCGUUCCGGGCUUUAUCCUCGCAGUAGGAGUGGUUUUCCUGCCCGAAUCCCCGCGCUGGCUGAUCAUGCACGGGCAGGUGAAAAAAGCCAAGGAUAUCCUCCUUACCAUAUCUGACAGCAAAGAGGAGGCCCAUGAACGGAUGCUGGAGAUUCUCGAAGCAGCAGGGCUGAAGGAGGAAGUUAUCAGCAAAGGCUCGGAUAUUUCCGCUGCCCGGGGCAGAAGCAAUUCCCGCGAGCGGCUGGGAGGCAGCGGGGCCGAGGGUGCGGGAGAUACAGUGUAUAUGGACGAGGAAGAGCAAGAAAUCCACGUGAUACGGCCAAUGGAGGGUGCAGGCGGGACGGGUGUGUGGAAGGAGUUGCUCUGGCCGACGCCGGCGGUGGGGAGGAUGCUGGUGGUGUGCGUGGGCACAAAUUUCCUGCAGCAGGCGGUGGGGAUUGACGCGGCUGUGUAUUACUCGCCUGUGGUGCUGCGGGAUGCGGGGGUGACGUCUACGCGCGCGCUGCUGGGGGCGACGCUGCUGAUGGGGGUGAUCAAGGUGUCGUUUGUUGGCAUUGCCACGUGCAUGCUGGACCACUUCGGACGGAGACCGCUGCUGCUAGCGUCCACUGCAGGCAUGACGAUUGCGCUCCUAACUCAAGCCCUGGCCUUCCUCAAGCUCCCCACCGCUGUUGACGCAGAUGUCACCGCCACCACAGGAGUCCCAACAGCCGCCAUUGUUGCUUUCACCGGCCUCUGCUUUUACGUCGCCUUUUUCUCGAUCGGUAUUGGUCCCAUCAACUGGUUAUACACCUCGGAGAUCUUCCCCCUGAGGCUGCGAGCACAGGCAACUGGUAUCGGCACGGCUGUCAACAGGAUCGCGUCUGGCGUGGUCGCGAUGACGUUUUUGAGUUUGGCCGAUGCGACGGGCAGUCCUGCGGGGCCGUUUUUCAUGUUUGCCGGGAUGGGAGUGGUCGCUUUUGUGUUUUUCUUUUUUCUUGCACCCGAGACGAGAGGGAAGAGCUUGGAGCAGAUAGUGAGGAUGUUUGAAAAGGGGACAUACGCAUGGGUGAAGGAGGCUCCGGAGGAGAUUCCGAGCGUGGUGAAUCUCCACUACAUGCUCUCCAAGGCCGUGGUCAAGGCGAGACCCAACGUGCUCUGGUGCUACAAGAAGGACCUUUUCCUUAGCAGCAACCGGAAAAAACGCAUGAGGCAGAUGAAGAAGAUGAUGCAGCGAGGGCUGCUGGACCCUGAGAAGGAGGAUCCAUUCGCUCUCUUUAUGGCCUCUACGGCCAUCCGCUACUGCUACUACGCAGAGACGCACAAGAUCCUCGGAAACACCUUCGGCAUGUGUGUGCUGCAGGAUUUUGAGGCCCUGACGCCCAACCUGCUGGCGCGCACGAUAGAGACGGUGGAGGGCGGGGGGAUCAUCGUGCUGCUGCUCUCCUCCCUCACCUCCCUCUCCCGCCUCUUCACCCUCGCCAUGGACGUGCACGCACGCUACCGUACUGAGUCCCACGGGGAUGUGGUGGGGCGCUUCAACGAGCGCUUCAUCCUCUCCCUCGCCUCCUGCCCCACGUGCUGUGUCAUGGACGAUGAGCUCAACAUCCUGCCCUUGUCCUCCCACAUGCGCCAUCUCCAACCGUCUCCAUUCACAGAGGGCGAGGCAGUGGAGUCGGAAUCCGACAGGGAGUUGAAGGAGCUCAAGGAGUCGCUAGCAGACACCCAGCCAGUGGGGGCGCUGGUGGCCACGUGUCGCACGCUGGACCAGGCCAAGGCAGUGGUGACGUUCCUUGAUGCUGUGUCUGAGAAGACUCUGAGAUCUACCGUGGCGAUCACUGCUGCCAGAGGAAGGGGGAAAUCCGCUUCUCUUGGUGUCGCUGUGGCUGGUGCCGUGGCGCUGGGCUACUCCAACAUAUUCGUGACGGCGCCGAGCCCGGAGAAUCUGAAGACACUGUUUGAGUUUGUGUUCAAGGGCUUUGACGCCAUCGGGUACAAGGAGCACAUAGACUACGAGCUCGUUGAAAGCACCAACCCCGCCUUCAACCGCGCCAUCGUGCGAGUGAACGUGUUCCACCAGCACCGGCAGACCAUUCAGUCAGUUCCAGCACACGUGGAGUGGAAACUUUUGAGAAUUCUCAAAAGUAGCACACGUGGAGUGGAGAGCACCAACCCCGCCUUCAACCGGGCCAUCGUGCGAGUGAACGUGUUCCACCAGCACCGCCAGACCAUUCAGGUGAGAGCUUGUCCUUGUGGUCAGCGAAGGAGCUCAAAUGGGUUCAAGGCGGUUGAAUCAGUCCCAGCACAUGUGGAGAGCACCAACCCGGCUUUCAACCGCGCCAUCUUGCGAGUGAACGUGUUUCACCAGCACACGCAGACCAUUCAGGUGCUUGAGGGCCAUGCAGCCCCCAUUCAGUACGUGAUGCCACAGCACGCGGAGCGAGUGCAGAAGGCGGAGCUGCUGUACGUGAUGCCACAGCACGCAGAGCGAGUGCAGCAGGCGGAGCUGCUCGUGAUCGACGAGGCAGCAGCCAUCCCGCUGCCCAUGGUCAAGGCGCUCCUGGGACCGUACCUCGUGUUCAUGGGCUCGACUGUUAACGGCUAUGAGGGCACGGGGCGGUCCCUCUCCCUGAAGCUCAUCCAGCAACUCAGGGAGCAAUCCAAAGGGGCCGUCGCUGCUGGCGCUGCUGCUGGUGGCGGUGCUGGUGCAACCGCUGAUGGUAGUGGCAGUGGUGGGGGCGGGGGGGUGAGUGUGCGGGUGCUGAGGGAGGUGGAGCUACAGGAGCCGAUUCGGUAUGCGGAGGGGGAUCCCGUGGAGAAAUGGUUGAACCACCUGCUGUGCCUCGACGCCACCUCUCAUGUGCCGAAGCUACAGGCACGGGAGGUGGAGCUGCAGGAGCCGAUCCGGUAUGCGGAGGGGGACCCUGUGGAGCGAUGGUUGAACCACCUGCUGUGCCUCGAUGCCACCUCUCAAGUGCCCAAGCUGCAGGCGCGCAUGCCGCACCCAGACGAGUGUGAAUUGUUCUAUGUCAACCGAGACACGCUCUUCUCCUUCCACUCCGCGUCAGAGCUCUUCCUCCAGAGAAUGAUGGCACUAUACGUGUCCUCUCAUUAUAAGAACACGCCCAACGACCUGCAGCUCAUGUCCGAUGCUCCAGCCCACCACCUCUUUGUCCUUCUGGCUCUUUCUCUUCCUGGCCUUGCAUUCACCAACGUUUCUCUGUCCUCCUCUCUCCCUGGCCUUCCCCCUUCCACCCGUCUGCCCGUGCACCCGUUCACCGAUGCAGGUCCAGUGGACGAGUCACAGACUUCGCUACCUGAUGUGCUGUGUGUGCUGCAGGUGUGUCUAGAGGGGGAGAUAUCAAGGGCAUCAGCACUCAAGGGUCUCUCACAGGGCCAUCAGCCAACAGGCGACCUGCUGCCCUGGACACUCUCCCAGCAGUUCCAAGACUCUGAGCUCCCUCCCCACUCUGCUCAUUACCCUCUUCCUUUUCCUCUCUCCACUCCUCUCAACAACAGGUGUGCUUGGAAGGAGAAAUUUCAAGGGCAUCAGCACUCAAGGGUGUGCUUGGAAGGAGAGAUAUCAAGGGCAUCAGCAUUGAAAGGCCUCUCCCAGGGACACCAGCCCACAGGCGACCUGCUGCCAUGGACGCUCUCCCAGCAGUUCCAGGACUCCGAGUUUCCUUCACUCUCCGGCGCUCGGGUGGUCCGGAUCGCCGUUCAUCCCGACCUGAUGCACGCGGGAUACGGAUCCAGAGCCGUUGAUCUGCUGUCCAGGUACUAUGAGGGUCAGUUGACAAGCAUGGGGGAGGAUAACGAGGAGGAGAGCGAGGGGGAGAGAGCAACAAGGUACUAUGAGGGGCAGUUGACAAGCAUGGGAGAGGAUAGCGAGGAGGAGAGCGAGGAGGAAGAGGAAGGCGGGAAGCGACACUCCAAGGCUGUUCAAGAGGCUCGGGAGAAUGGAUCGGGUUCAUUGUUGGAGGAGCAAUUGGCUCCACGCUCGGGACUGCCGCCACUGCUGCAGCCGGUGGGGGAGAGGCGGCAGGAGCAGCUGCACUACGUGGGCGUGUCAUUCGGGCUGGGGCAGCAGCUCUUCAACUUCUGGCGCCGGCAGGCGUUCGUUCCGCUCUAU
Molecule: messenger RNA, 4398 nt
Organism: Closterium sp. NIES-65
Lineage: Eukaryota; Viridiplantae; Streptophyta; Zygnematophyceae; Desmidiales; Closteriaceae
Source: the annotation of a GenBank genome assembly